AUGCCUCCCCGCCCUCAGAGGAAGAAAGCCUCAGCUAGUCAGCCCUCCGCUAGUCAGCCGACAGCCCGCUCGGUCUCCGAAGAGCGGGCCGAGUUGCGCGCCCGUCUCCGCGCUCUUGAGGACGAGAAUCCGCCGGAACCGGCGUCGGCGAGCGUCGCGCCACCCCAGGACGAUCCUAUGGGGUCGCCAAUCGAGGAGCAGGAGAUGCCAACGCGUCCAAAGAAGGGCGCUAGAGGUAAAGGGAAGGGCCGAGCGUCGGAGGUCCAGCGGAGUAAUCGAGUGGAGGUGGUAGUGCCGCCGGUCCCUGCGGCGGGAGCGGUGUCGCGGAGCACAACGCGCUCCGAUGCGGAGGUCCGCAGCGAGGUCUCCGCCGCGUCGAGUAAGCGGCGCCACGGUCAGACGGAGCUAGCGCUCCCAGACCCGGCCCCUGUGAAGCGGGCCAAACACGACGAGCCGGCCUCCGUCGUCGAUGAUGACAAUAUGUGGCAGCCGGAGGUGAACACUCCGUGCAUCCAGUGCAAGGCCGCGAAGAAGGGGUGCCAGCCGCCCGUCGCCCGAGGCAAGGCCACGGCUUGCCGCAAUUGCGCGCGCAGCAAGAAGCCGUGCUCGUUCGCGAACUCCGCACCGCGUGCCCCGACCGCCAGCGCCGCUCCGCGCGCUCCGACGGCUAGCGCCGUCGUUCCGCGCCGACAGGAGUCUCGGACCGCCCGUCCCCGCCAUAAUGAAGAUGCGCUGUGGUCGGAGGUGAUGGAGGCGCAGCGGGCGUUGCGCCAGGGGGAGCGGUCCAAUGACCACUCCUUCCUGCUCGAUGAAAUCAAGCGAAUCGUCGGCGGGUCGGAGGAGCGGGUGCAGGAGGAGCUGGUCAGCCUGCGGCGGCAGGUGGAAGCUCUGACGAGUCGGGUGGCGGAAUUCGUGGAGGGGUCGUCGAGGCAAGGCGGAUCGGAGUCGGAGGAGGGCGAGGCCGAAGGCGAAGAGGAGGGCGAAGAGUCAGAGGAGUAG
Punctularia strigosozonata HHB-11173 SS5 is the source of this 999-nucleotide messenger RNA. RefSeq lists its product as uncharacterized. Gene Ontology annotation, molecular function: DNA-binding transcription factor activity, RNA polymerase II-specific; zinc ion binding. The record is from RefSeq and is a predicted model, not a curated record. Gene Ontology annotation, biological process: regulation of DNA-templated transcription. The transcript is spliced from 3 exons. Bases 1 to 999 code for a protein of 332 amino acids. Lineage: Eukaryota; Fungi; Basidiomycota; Agaricomycetes; Corticiales; Punctulariaceae.